Messenger RNA from Protopterus annectens (West African lungfish), 1725 nucleotides. Its product is annotated as carbohydrate sulfotransferase 5-like. Gene Ontology annotation, biological process: N-acetylglucosamine metabolic process; sulfur compound metabolic process; carbohydrate metabolic process. The transcript has a single exon. The record is from RefSeq and is a predicted model, not a curated record. Gene Ontology annotation, cellular component: Golgi membrane. Gene Ontology annotation, molecular function: N-acetylglucosamine 6-O-sulfotransferase activity. Bases 27 to 1169 code for a protein of 380 amino acids. NCBI's taxonomy places the organism in Eukaryota, Metazoa, Chordata, Ceratodontiformes, Protopteridae.
AUGAGUUUCAGUCCCUCAUCUUUACAAUGAGAAGGUCUUCAUUUUGGAAAGGAACCACUGCAAUCAUUCUUAUCCAGACUCUGAUUUUAAUUUUUCUGCUGCAGUUAAGAGAUGACAGCAAGUGUUCCAAGGAAAAGCCAGAACAAAUUCACAUCCUUAUUAUCUCAUCUUGGAGGUCAGGAUCCUCAUUUGUUGGGCAGAUAUUCAAUCAGCACCCUCAAGUGUUUUACCUAAUGGAGCCAGCUUGGCAUGUAUGGAUGUCAUUGCGAAGAAGUAAUGCUAAGGUUUUACAAAUGGCAGUUCGAGACUUGUUACGAUCAGUUUUUCUGUGUGACAUGUCUGUUUAUGAUGCUUACCUACAUACAAACAAAAGCAACUCUAAUUUAUUCAUGUGGGAAGUUAGCAGAGCACUCUGUUCCCCUCCUGUCUGCAAUUUAUUCCAACAUACAGACAUUAUUAAGGAAGUAGGAUGCAAACUUGUCUGCAAAAAUCAACCAUUUCAUAAAGUUAGAGAAGCCUGCAAGUCAUACAGUCAUGUUGUCUUGAAAGAGGUGAGGAUAUUCCACUUAAAUGCAUUAUAUCCUCUUUUAUCAGAUCCAUCAUUAAACCUAAAAAUUAUCCAUCUUGUCCGUGACCCUAGGGCAGUCUUCAGCUCUCGUGCAAGAACAACACGUCUACUAAGUGCAGAUAGUUGGCUUAUUGCAAAUUCUUUCAAUAAUAACACAGAAUAUACUGUGAUAAAAGAGGUCUGUAGAAGCCACAAGAAGAUUUAUGAAACAGCCACUGAAGGUACCAUUAGCUUUUUAAAGGAUCGAUAUAUGUUGCUUCGUUAUGAAGACUUGGUCAAAGACCCCAUCACAAAAGUAAAGGAGAUGUAUAAUUUUGCCGGCCUAGGCCUGACACCAGUGAUUGAAGCUUGGAUCAAUGAAACAACAAAAGAGAAUAAUGCAAUAAAAUAUAAUGCUGUUUUCAGAACUGGUCCACGGAAUGCAGUAAAUGUCUCUCAGGCAUGGAGGAAUACUUUGUCUUUUGAAAAGAUUGAAGAGGUGCAAAACAUUUGCAAAGAAUCCAUGGAACAUUUUGGGUAUCGACUACUUGAGUCUGAAAAUGAACAGAAGCUAAUGUCAUUGGAUGUACUGCUCCCAAUGAAUCAUUCAUUUAAAGUGUAAACUAGAUACUGUAGCUAUUGCCUUGAAAAUAUCAUUGCAAUUAUAUGAGUACAUCAACCAGUGCCUGGAACUUAUCAAGACAAUCCAUUUUGUUUAAGUUAAUUGCCAGACUUACAUAAUAUAUUAGCUGAAAUUUAGAAAGUCUAGUUUCUAAUGUAUGUGUCAAUCUUUCCUUAUGAAGUCUCUCAGAGUAACCGAGUUUCUUGCUUAAGUAUAAUGCCAAGCACUGCCUUUCAAUUUGUGUUUAUUACUUUACUGUACAUUGACAAGCUAUAUCCAAAUUAAUAUAUCCAAGGAAGUUUCAGUGUCCGCAGACAAGGAAACAGUCAGAAUGAAGAUAUUGCAUGCCCAUACACCCUGCUGUGGUUGUUGUGCUUUUGUGCUUUUACUUCAACACCAUCUGGCAGUAAAAAAUGGUUGCACAUCCCCAUGUGGUAUCAGCUCACAUAUCGAAGGGUAAUGGCAUGCAAACUUGAGGCUUUGAAUGAUGUUUGUAGCAUUUAAAAAGAGUCGUCUGAAGGUAAUUUAGGUUCACUAGUGACAACCUUUACUUACA